Panicum virgatum (switchgrass) is the source of this 1078-nucleotide messenger RNA. Its product is annotated as crocetin glucosyltransferase, chloroplastic-like. NCBI's taxonomy places the organism in Eukaryota, Viridiplantae, Streptophyta, Magnoliopsida, Poales, Poaceae. The transcript has a single exon. Gene Ontology annotation, molecular function: UDP-glycosyltransferase activity. The coding region runs from base 16 to 996 and encodes 326 amino acids. The record is from RefSeq and is a predicted model, not a curated record.
GAUGUAGACACUUACAUGUGGGCCGCCGUGUUCGCCAUCUACCACCACUACUUCCACGGCUGCGCCGGCGUCGUCGCCGAGCACCGCCACGACCCGUCGUUCGUCGUGGAGCUCCCCGGGCUGGCGCCCCGGGCCAUCGGCGACCUGCCGUCCUUCCUGAUCGCUGAUUCCACCGACCCUUCCGAUAUCUUCCACAGCAUUUUCACCACGAUCCGCGACCUGAUCGAAUCGCUUGACAAGGAGAGGCCCAGGGCCACCGUCCUUGUCAACACGUGCCAAGAGCUCGAGGUGGGCGCCCUCGCUGCCAUGGGAGCGCACGACGUGCUCCCCGUCGGCCCCGUGCUCCCGUCCGGCGACGACGAGGCCGGCAUCUUCAAGCAGGACGGCGCCGAGUACAUGGAGUGGCUCGAUGCCCAGCCGGCGAGCUCCGUGGUCUACGUCUCCUUCGGGAGCCUGGCCUCGAUGGCGAGGGAGCAGCUCGACGAGCUCCUCCUCGGCCUCGAGGGGAGCGGGAGGCCGUACCUCUGCGUCAUCCGGAAGGACGUCAUGGCCGCGCUCGGGGAGGCGGAGGCGGAGGUGCGCGGGCGCCUCAAGAACGGCGUCGCGGUGGAGUGGUGCGACCAGGUGCGGGUGCUGUCGCACGCGGCGGUGGGGUGCUUCGUGACGCACUGCGGCUGGAACUCGGUGCUGGAGAGCGUGGCGAGCGGCGUGUCCAUGGUGUGCGUGCCGCAGAUGUCGGACCAGAGCAUGAACACGCAGCUCGUCGUGCGCGACUGGCGCGUCGGCGUGCGCGCGCAGGUGGACGGCGGCGGCGUGCUGCGAGCGGUGGAGGUGAGGCGGUGCGUCGAAGAGGUGAUGGGGGAUUCGGAGGCCGCGGCGGAGGUGCGGCAAAUGGCGGGGAAGUGGAAGCGGAUGGUCGCAGAGGCCACGGAGAAAGGAGGGUCGUCGGAGCGUAAUCUCAUGGCAUUCGUGGACAGCGCAAGGAUCACUGUUUGAAGACUCAUGUACUUUCGCUGAACCUUAUGUGGCGCCGUGGCGGUGUGUCGCGCAAUCGAACUCUGGUGUUGCUGACUUCUGC